GACAAUAGCCGCCAUUGUGAUUCAGCCAGUGAGGUUGAAGGGAUGGUAUGAUGGUCACAGAAUAUGUUGGAAUACAGAGUUGACUUUUAGUGAAUUAUAUAUUACAAUAUAGUGUAGCAUUUCAAUAACCUCAUGUUAAUGGAUAUAAAGAAAACAUUAAAAAUCUGAGUACAUUUCAACAUCUAAUGGACAUAUUUAAUUUGCAGGGCCUCAUAUGACCAUUAAGAUAAUAUGAGGUGAAGUUUAUUUUAAAACGGUUGAUAAGUGUGUGAAAAUUCCAAAUACUUUUAAAGAAGAAGCAAGUACUGAUAUUUUACUUCGUCUUCCUGUGUUAUUUGAAGUGUUGUAUAAACUCUUAUUUUUCACAGGCUUCAUCUUUUGGUGAUCAUAUAGAUAUGAAAAUCUAAUGAUAAAAUCAAUCAAUAUAAAUUGUGUCAAGUUCAAUAGAUUUACUUGUAGAUAGUCAUUACCAGCUUGGAGAUUUCUUUAAUUUUUAAAUGUUACGAACAUCAGUAUACAGGAAGUAUAAAAUAUUAAGUGAUAUAAAAAUGAAUAAAGGAAAAGGAGGAAUAAGAUGGAUAUACCAUACACCUUUAUAUUUAUGAUAAUGUGACUUUUGUACUUCUGAUAGUGAUUAAUAGCUUGUGGAAUAUUGACUGUUAAUGUUUAACAAUUGUACUUCCUCCUAUGUACCGCUCAAACUUUUCCAUUUUGAACUGACGUAAUGCCAAAGAAAAAUCAACAGUGAUUGUACUUUACAAUGAAUUAAAUGUCUUCAUAAUUUGUAUAAUACCCGGUACUUUGUGUCCAUAAUAAAACCAGGUUUGGAUUUUUUACCAUUUCUGCAUGGAACUUUGUAUCGCUUAUCAUGAGACAGAUAGAAGUUUUAUCUCUGGCAAAUAUCUUCAGUAUAGUGAUGUGUUUCAAUGAUACCAGUUGAAAUACUGAAUAAGCAUCUAUAAAUAAGAGAAGAGACAGUUUGAUAUAAGUAUAGAACAUGUACACACCUGUCAACAAGGAAGGUUUUGUGAACAAAAGUCCAGUACCUAGCUAUAAACCUGUUCCAAAGAAAAGAUACCUCAAGCCAAAAACAGAUAAUGCUGGUUUAGAGAGUUCGGUAGAACCAACUCCGGUUGCCCCACCUAGACCAAAUAGAAGAGAGGCACCAUCACUACCUAGAGAAGCAGCACCACUUCCAACAAGUAACAGACAACCAAAACAUCGUCAGCUACCAGCACAACCAGAACCUGAAGAGGAAGAAUUUUAUGAAGAACCCGAGGAAACUGCCCCUGCAGUUAGGGGUAGACCUCCAGUGCCUGAUGUCCGGGGCCGGCCCCCAGCACCUGAUGUUAGGGGUAGACCCCCAGUUCCUGUGCCCGAUCUGGAUGGACCUGAUGAGGAUUAUGAAGAUCCAGAUGCAAACAUUAAGGUAUCAAAUUUCCAUGGUGGCCCCUUACCUAAACCACCAACACAUGCCAAUAAACCAAUACCAAUAGCUCAGAGAAAACCUCCACCUUUACCAGAGUCACCGAGAAAUCCACUGGAUACUGAAUCUGAACCGGAGGAAGAGUAUGAGGACCCAGAUAGCACAGUUGCGGCCAAAGGACCACCUCUACCGACUGGUCCAAGAAGACCCCCACCCCCACCUGCAGAACCAGAGGAAGAGUAUGAGGAACCUGAUGUCACAGUUGCUAAGAAAACUGCACCGAAAUCAGUGGGCCAGAGGAAACCCCCUCCUCCCCCAGUGUCAUCAGUACCAACAUCUCGUUCUGUUAGAAACCGACCUCCUGUACAGGAAGAAGAGUACGAGGAUCCUGAUGAAAACAUGGCCGCUAACCACAAUAAACCACAACCUCCUCCUUUGUCAAAGAUACCUAGAAAACCCUCAGCAACUGCAAGUGAAUUACCAGCGUAUGAGAUGCCCGAGGGGGAAACUGCGCCACCUCCUGUUCCCCGUAAUGUUCCACGAAAGAAACCUCAUGAACCAAAACUACAACAAGAAGAAACUUACGAGAUUCCAGAUGAAACUGAUUCUGCCCCAUCAAGACCUGUCCCCAAAAAAUACCAAAAACCAGUACAGGAAGAAGAGACGUAUGAGGUCCCGGACUCGGACGAUUCAGAGGAGCAAGAUGAUUAUCUAGAUAUGGACCCUGAUAAUGCUGGACCUCCAAGUCAACAAGCACCGGAUUAUUUAGAUAUUACAGAUGAAAAUUUUGGUUUGCCAAAGAAACAAAGCUUGGUAUCAAGUGGACCUCGAGGAAGACUAGAUGUGGGGCCUAAAAGGGCCGCAAUGCCCCUUCCUAAUGAAUCGAAAUCCCAUACAACAAAAACAGCUGCUGAUAGAAAGGCUCCUGUGGAACCUCGAGAUGAGGGAGACAUUAAAGUUCCACAAAAGAAGAAAGUGGGUGUUCAAGUUCUGCCAGACAUGAAACUAUCAAAUGGUACAAAAGAAAACACUCCAACACAUCCAGCAAGACCAGGACGAACUUUACCCCCACCUCCUGCAGUUACACCAGAGAGAAAGGAUCCAGAAAAGAAGGAACAAGUCAAGCCAGUUGCUCAAAGUACACCACACAAGGCAGAACUUACCGAGUCUGACCUCCUUCGACAGAAAUGGUACCAUGGAAACAUCAAAAGAGUUGAUGCAGAAGUUAAAUUAAAACAGCUCAGUAUUGAUGGAAUGUACCUGAUACGUAAAAGUUCUCAGGGUAGUGAUCAGCCUUACACUUUACAAAUUUUCUACCGAGGAAAAGUUUAUAACCUUCCAAUAAGACGAAGAUCUGACAACUUGUUUGCUGUUGGCAAGGAGGGAAAAGAUAAUGAGAAGGCAUGUCCCUCACUACUAGACUUGGUGAACACAUUUAAACAGAACAUUCUAGUGUUGUCAGGAGGUGCAGAGACAAAACUUGUAAAAUCUUUACCAAAAUCGUAGUGCUGCAUCAUUUAUUACUUAUUUUCAUUCUGUUUUAUGGUAAUACCUGUAUGGUCAGUAUUAUAGUUACUAACAACAUGUCACGUGGCCAUAGGUUUGAUAUUAGAUGUGCAGCUUCAUGCCAGAUAGGGGAUACGAAGCAGGGGCACUAGGAGUGUCUUCCAUGAACCUUUAAAACCUUCAACAUAUAACAGUGCAGUCUUAGUGUAUUUCAUUUUAAGAUAUAUCAUCUAGUUUGGAAUACUUGUUAUAACUCCUGCUAUACGAAGCAUAUGUCCUACUCACCAUUGCCUCCAAAUUCAGAUUCCUGGUUAAUUUUUUUAUGCACUUUAGUAGCUGCUAUAUCUCUGCUAUUAGUGGAUUUGAUUAAAACUUGAAAUAAUUGUUCCUCAACAUCACACACAUAUUACUAUAUAUUUUACUCAGAAUUCCAGGUAAGUUUUCUUUCUAUUUCUGUUACUACUGCAUGGAUUUGAUUCAAACUUGAAACAGUUGUUCCCCACCAUCACCCAUAUCAUUUAAUACAAGGUCCAUAACUGGCAUCAAUAUUUUAUUUCUUAUUCCAGCAUUAAGUUUUUAUCUGCUUUCCCUUUAUCAGUGUUAGUACUGCUAAACAGAUUUGUUUAAAACAGUUAUUGUACAUCAUUGCAUGCUUAUAUGAUACGAGAUCCAGAGCCCCUGCAUCAUUAUAUCUUGACUAAUGGACCUUUUCGCUUAAAAUUUCAGGGGAAAGUAACAUUACUUAAUGAAUUUGAUUCCAAUUUAAAACUACAAACAUUACUCACACCAGUAAAAGCUCAAGUUUGUUACUUAACUAUUAAAUAUUGGAAUAGUCAGUUGUGCUGUCUCCUCUGACAGCCCCUGUAUUUCUAUUGGACAAACUAUUUAUUACACAGUUUGUGCAUAUUCAGGGUAAUGUCUGUGUUAAAAAUUGUAUGUGGACCAAAACGCACUCAGAGAAAAAUUUAUUUCUCAUUUUUCCGUUUAUAUUAUGAUUAACUUUGAACUGUUAUGUCUAGAUAUUGUUGGGUACUGUUUAAGAGUGAUUCAUUAUUUUUAGCUCACCUGUCACAUAUUGACAGGGUGAGCUUUUGUGAUCGUUUGUCGUCCAUCCAUCGUCCGUCCAUUCACAAUUUCCUUGUGAACAUGAUAGAGACCACAUUUUGUAUUUGAUUUUAAUCAGACUUGCACACAACUUGUAUGGGCAUAAUAUCUCGGUUCCUUUCGAAAACUGGCCAGAUCCGAUUAUAGGUUCCAGAGUUAUGGCCCCUUAAAGGGCCAAAAUUUCCCAUUUUUGGCUUGUGAACACGAUAGAGACCACAUUUUGCAAUCAACUUUAAUCAAACUUGCACACAACUUGUAUUGGCAUAAUAUCUCGGUUCCUUUAGAAAACUGGCCAGAUCCCAUCAUGGGUUGCAGAGUUAUGGCCCAAAAUUUGUCAUUUUUGGCUUGUGAACAUGAUAGAAACCACAUUUAGCAAUCAACUUUAAUAAAACUUGCACACAACUUAUAUUGGCAUAAUAUCUCAAUUCCUUUAGAAAACUGUUCAGAUCCCAUCAUGGGUUGCACAGUUAUGGCCCCUUAAAGGGCCAAAAUGUGCUGCUUUUGGCUUGUGAACACAAUAGAGACAACAUUUUGCAAACAACAAAGACUUGCACAGAAUGAUUAUCUUGAUGAUCUCUAGGUCUGGAUCGAAACUAGGUCAUGUCGUGUCAAAAAGUAGGUCAUCAGGUCAAUUCAAAGGAAAAGCUUGUAAACAACCUAAAGGCACCAUUUAUGACACUAUCUUCAUGAAACUUGGUCAGAAUGUUUAUCUUGAUGGUUCCUAGGCCAAGUUUGAAACUGGGUCAUAUGAGGUCAGAAACUAGGUCACCCAGUCAAAUCAAAGGAAAAGCAUGUUAACACUGACUGUCCAUUUGAUGUGCAUGAUGCGGUUGGUCAGAAUGUGUUUGUCUGCAUGAAAUAUCGUAUGAAUUUUUAUCUGGGUCAUGUGGGGUCAAAAACAAGGCCACCAGGUCAAAUAAAAGAAUAAGCUUGUUUACACCCUAGGGGGGCACAUUUUUGAUUCUGUCUUCAUAAAUUUUGGUCAGAAUGUUUGUUAUCAUGAAGUCUUGGACAAGUUCAUAUCUGGAUCAUUUGUGGUAAAAUAACUAGGUCACAAGCUGAAAUCAAAGAAAAUGCUUUUUUACACUCAAGAUGCCACGUUUUUUUGUCCAAUCUUACUGAAAAUUGGUCAGAAUAGUUGUCUCCAUGUAAUCAUUAGGUAAAACAUGUUUACACUGUUAUGGUGUGUUACAUAGGUGAGCGACCUAGGGCCAUCUUGGCCCUCUUGUUAUAUGAUAAAGGUGGAUGGUCUGGUGUCCAUCAAAAAUAUAUAUUUAAAAUAUUGCUGCUCACGAACCACCUGAUGAAACUUCAUCAAACUUGGUAUGAAGUGUCAUUUUAAGGUCCUCUCCUGAAGGAUUGCAGCAACACAGUUGCAGAAUUGUUGUUAGUGGCCGAAAGGAUUGCAGCAACAUUAUUGCAAAAUUGUUGUUAGUGACUUAAAGGAUUGCAGCAACACUUUUGCGAUAUUGUUGUUAGUGACUGAAAGGAUUGCACCAACACUGUUGCAGAAUUGUUGUUAACAGCCAAAAGAAUUAGAGCAAUGCCAUUUGCAGUAUUGUUGUUAGUGGCUGAAAGGCUGAAAGUAUUAUAGCAGUACUAUUGCUAAUGUGGUGUUCUAGAUUGCCAUAUGUUCACAAUAGUUCUUUGCUGCUCCAGUGGCUAUUUCACAACAUUUUUUGAAGAUAUGUGUUUGUUUCAGUGCAAGAUGGAAAGUAUUUCAACACACAAACACUUGAUAAGUGAAUAUGUAAAUUCUGAUGUUCAUGAAUUUACUAAUAUUUACUAAUUUUCUUUUUAUUUAAUAUCUUAUUGAUGGUUUUGAUCAGAUUAUACACAUUUUAUCUACAUUGCAUCUUGCAGUGCCAUGGUGUCACAAUGUUUCAUCUUAGAAAGUAAGAUAGUUAUAUAAAUUCAAUAUAUACACUUUAACAUUUUUAGCUCGACUAUUCAAAGAAUAGUCUAGCUAUUCUCUCACCCUGGCGUCGGCGUCGGUGUCACACCUUGGUUGAAGUUUUGCAUGCAAGUACAUACAGCUAUUAUUUAAAAGCAUAAUAUAUAUAUAGUUUUGAAGCUUAUUUUUUCUUUUUCUAGGUCAAUUACCAACCUCACUGGGUCAAGUUCCAUAACUCUGACAUGUAUUUUGAGCAAAUUACGUCCCCUUUUGGACUUAGAAAAUCCUGGUUAAAGUUUUACAUGCAAGUUACUAUCUCCAAAACUAAUGCAGAUAUUGAAUUGAAACUUCACAUGUGUCUCCAUGGUCCUAAAACUAAUUGAUAGCAUCAAGUCCCAUAACUCUGACCUGCAUUUUGGUCAGAUUAUGCCCCCUUUUGGACUUAGAAAAUCCUGGUUAAAGUUUUGUUUGCAAGUACAUACAGCUAUUGCUAAAAGGCAUAUAGCUUUGAAACUUAUUUUUUCUUUUUCUAGAUCAAUAACUAACCUCACUGGGUCAAGUACCAUAACUCUGAAAUGUAUUUUGGGCAAAUUAUGCCCCUUUUUGGACUUAGAAAAUCUUUGUAAAAGUUUACAUGCAAGUUACUGUCUCCAAAAAUAAUGCAGAUAUUGAAUUGAAACUUCACAUGUGUCUUAGGGGUUAUUAAACUAGUUGAUAGCCGCAAGUCCCAUAACUCUGACCUGCAUUUUUGGCCAAAUUAUGCCCCCUUUUGGAUCUAGAAAAUCCUGGUUAAAGUGUUGCAAGCAAGUACAUACAGCUAUACUUAUAGGCAUAUAUAUUUGAAACUUAUUUUUUUAUUUUUAUAGAUCAAUUACCAACCUCACUGGGUCAAGUCCCAUAACUCUGCCAUGUAUUUUGGGCAAAUUAUGCCCCCUUUUAGACUUAGAAAAUUCUGGUUAAAGUUUUGCGUGCAAGUUACUAUCUACAGGACAAAUGCAGAUAUUAAAUUGAAACUUCACUUGUGUCUUCAGGGUAAUAAAACUAGUUGAUAGCAUCAAGUCCCAUAACUCAGACCUGCAUUUUGGCCAAAUUAUGCCCUCUUUUGGACUUAGAAAAUCCUGGUUAAAGUUUUGCGUGCAUGUACAUACAGCUAUUACUAAAAGGCAUAUAGAUUUGAAACUUAUUUUUUCUUUUUCUAGAUCAAUUACCAACCUCACUGGGUCAUGUCUGAAAUGUAUUUUGGGCAAAACUAAUGCAGAUACUGGAUUGAAACUCCAUAGAUAUUUUACAUUCAGGGUAAUAUUUUCCUGCUUCUGGGAAAAUAAUUCUAAUAGUCGAGCAUUGGCUGUCUUAUGGACAGCUGUUGUAAAAUCAAUAGUCUUAUAUUUUUAUGUCAUUGUAAGAAGUUGUUUACAUCUAAAUUUUUACCAAAAUAUAUUUUUUGAUAUGAAAAAUUAUGCUGAUCAUUUGUGUCAGGCCACGAAAAGCGAUUUUCUCUAAAGCUCAUUUACCGCAUUUGGGCCAAAAGUCUCGUGGCCUGACACAUUUAUUUUUCACAUUUUUCCUGUAUUAAAUGUAUUAGUUUCCUACCAGUGAAAUCAUAUUUCAUACUCAAACAGUGAAAUGUUAUUUCAUACUCCCAUUGUUGUUGACACAGUGAAAUUAUAUUUGAUAAUCUCAGUAUUUGAAACAGUGAAAUUAUCAGGAUGAUAAACGACUGAAAAAUGUGUUUGUUUCAGUGAAAUAUCAAAAUAUAUUUCCACAAGUGAACACCAGAUGCAAUGUUUUCACAACACUUAGCCAUGAGUGAAAACGUUACAUCUUGUUUCACGAGUUAAAUGUAUUCAAUCUCACAUAUAAAACAAACAAUUUUUCUUUGUAUUAGUUUAAACCAAAUUUUGUAUAUUUGAUAUUUUCAACUGAUGAAAAAUAUUUUUGACUUUUUUCUAUUUCACUUAAAGUGAAAUUAAAUGUUAAAGAAAUGGAAAAAGUGGACUAUGCUGACAAGUGGUCUAGCUUAGUUUUAUGGUAGUUAUGCAUGUUCUGAUCUUUUUUUUUCCAUGGUGAAGAAUUUGAUUAAACCACAAUUUUCAAAAUAUCAAGAUGUACUAAGAAAAAUUGGCCAAAAAUGGAUAAGGUCGUGAGCUUGAAUUUUUGCUAGACCGAAGCAGCUUGAUUUUUUUGCUAGACCGAAGUGGCUUGAUUUUUUUGCUAGACCGAAGCGGCUAGAAUAUUUGCCUCCAUCAAGCUUUCGUAAUUGGUGUCUAGAGAUAAUCUCAUUUUUGAUGAACUUUUUGCAUACAGAAAAAAUUCCAUUAUGACAGAAGCCUUCAAGGAUUUAUCAAUAAACAAAGGUUGCAAUUUAUUCAUGGACUGUAUGUAUGUAUGGCAGAUCCAGGCUUUAUUCUAUGUUUACUGAUAAAUGAUAUUAUGCAAUUGCUUCCUCUUUUCAGAUAUGCAGAUACCUUAAGUGUCUUUAUUGACAGGUUGUAAAAGACUGUAAAGGUUAAGAUUCGAAAUUAGGUAGUUUUUCACAUUUGAUAAACCAGAAGUAAUGGCAUAUAACAUCAUUUAUCCUGAUAACAUAAAAAAUGCCUGGACUCAGCAUAUUGAAACAAAAAUCAUUUUAUAUAUAGCAUCCCGCCAGUAAAAGUAUCAAAAUGGCAAAGUUACUGCCAUUCUCAAUAUGACAUAUGAUAUAAAAAAGUUUGACAUGUUGAAUAACUCAAAGUAAUGUCUUAAAGUGGAAGUGUGAAGAUCAUGGGCAAAUAUCUCAAAAACAAGCACAUGGACAUAUAUUUUUUAUUUCAUAAUGUUAUACACUAUUAUGUAAAUUUGUCAGUGUGAGAAGUUACAUCUAAAUCAGCAUUUUAAAUUUUUAUCUAUCAAAAUUGUGAUUUUCCCAUAGACUCUCAUUAUGAAAACUUGUCAAGCAAAACAAUCAAGCACACAGCCUUUUUUAUUUGCCGAAUUUUCUAAACAUAUAAGGAUUUAAUUAUUGAGACUUUAGGGUUACAAUUUUGUAACUGUUCCGGCUCAAUAAAUCUAUGUCUUAUUGUUGUAAAUGAUCAUUAUCACUGCAUUGGUAAUAUAUGUCAAUAUUUGUCAGAGAUAUCAACAAAAAAGUAUGUAGUUAGAAAUGAUGUUAAGGUUGCAGUGAGGUUUUUUUCCAUGUUGAUUGCAUGUUUCAUUCCCCUUCAUAUUUGCAUAAAAUGCAAAACAUGUCUGCUAUGCUUCCACAUUCAUUUAUAAUUUUCUGUGAAAGUUGUUGAUAAUAUUUUUGGAAUUUUUACUAAAUAAAACUUGUUAUUUAAUGUA
Messenger RNA from Mercenaria mercenaria, 9248 nucleotides. RefSeq names its product lymphocyte cytosolic protein 2-like. The coding region runs from base 998 to 2932 and encodes 644 amino acids. The transcript is spliced from 21 exons. Gene Ontology annotation, molecular function: protein binding. The record is from RefSeq and is a predicted model, not a curated record. Lineage: Eukaryota; Metazoa; Mollusca; Bivalvia; Venerida; Veneridae. Gene Ontology annotation, biological process: cell surface receptor protein tyrosine kinase signaling pathway; intracellular signal transduction.